Messenger RNA from Oikopleura dioica, 375 nucleotides. Lineage: Eukaryota; Metazoa; Chordata; Appendicularia; Copelata; Oikopleuridae. The record is from the annotation of a GenBank genome assembly.
AUGGAUUUUCAGGGCAGUAAUUCAUUCAACAUACAGACUUGGAAUUUGGAAUAUUGGAACUUCUACCGUGGCAAUACUUUUGUUGUGCUUCAUUCAAAACGUAGCCCAGAAGAUUUAGAAGAUCGUUUUUCAAAACUCAUUGUUGUUGAAGGCCUCAAUCUUCAAAAAUAUCCAAUCAUUCAAUUCUACGGAGGAAAAGUAAAGAAUCACAACUGCUUCAAUGGCAACGUACUAAGUCGAAACAAUAUUCCUCAGAUAGGAAGAAGCUAUGAAGAAAUUCUGGAUAGAAAGAAGUUCAGAAAACGAAAUCUUACGAAAGCAUCAGUUCAUAACGUCGUGAUACGGAACAACAAGCUCUUCGUCAAUCCUAUUUAA